Messenger RNA from Oppiella nova, 888 nucleotides. Lineage: Eukaryota; Metazoa; Arthropoda; Arachnida; Sarcoptiformes; Oppiidae. The record is from the annotation of a GenBank genome assembly.
AUGAGUAAUAUAAAUAACUGCACGACAAGUACCGCCACCGGUGCUGAUCACCAUUUCUGGCACACCCUUCACAACCACGAGUUCAUACAAGCCGUCAAUUACUACUUCAACGACUACUGGACCGAUGAGUGCGACCCCCGGACCCGACACUACUGGCUGGCUGUCGGGGGUCCGCAGCGGCUGUUAAUCGUAAUGUCUUUAUGGCUGCUAUUCGUCACGAAAGUCGGCCCCCAAUUGAUGGCCAAUCGCAAGCCCUUUGACUUACGGUCCCUCAUGUUUGCGUACAACGUAUUUAUGGUCGUCUCAAACGCUUACUUCUUCGUGCUGUCCAUCCGAUGGCUGGACUACGGGCGCCGGCUAUUCGAGUUUGAGUUCCCGUCGCGCGAGGAUACCAGCCCUCAGACGCUCGGCCAGAUCGACGAGACGGUGCUCUACGCCUACACGAAAUUCGUGGACUUAUUGGACACCAUAUUCUUCGUGUUGCGUAAGAAGCACUCGCACCUGACAUUCCUGCACCUCUACCACCACUUCAUGGUACCGGUGCUGGGCUGGGCCGCCAUCAAACUAGGGCCCACAUGUCAGCCCAUAGCGGUGUUCGCGAUACUCAACACUCUGGUCCACACCAUUAUGUACUCGUAUUACGCGCUGUCGGCGUUUGGGCCGUCCGUCCGUCGGUUCUUGUGGUGGAAGCGAUACAUAACGCUCUUACAAAUCACACAAUUUUGUAUAUUUGUUACGUACGGGGCUUUCAGUGCGUUCCUCACCAGCGGGUGGCCCCGCGGUCUCUAUUGGAUCGGUUGGAUUCAAAACCCCCUCUUUUUACUACUUUUCCUCAACUUCUACCGCCAGUCCUAUAGAAAGAGCACCAAAACUACAAAAGUUUUAUAA